This is a messenger RNA of Carya illinoinensis, 1990 nucleotides long. RefSeq names its product magnesium transporter MRS2-11, chloroplastic. Gene Ontology annotation, molecular function: magnesium ion transmembrane transporter activity. The transcript is spliced from 14 exons. Lineage: Eukaryota; Viridiplantae; Streptophyta; Magnoliopsida; Fagales; Juglandaceae. The record is from RefSeq and is a predicted model, not a curated record. Bases 706 to 1668 code for a protein of 320 amino acids. Gene Ontology annotation, biological process: magnesium ion transport.
ACAAGGUGUAUGUGAUAGAAAGCACCCGAUUAGGAAGGAAGAAAACAAUAGCUAGGAGAGACUGAUCUACUAUGAGCCAACAUCCAUACACAGCAUUUUUGGAACUGAGUUAAGCCCAUCCACUGUUUUCUUGCAAUCUUUGAAGUUCUGUACAGUUUGUUCCAUCCUCAAGCACCGCGUCAGAUAUGAAGAAACAAGCCAACAAGCUUCUGCACUGCAGUGACUCAUGUUCUUUGUUCUCCAAAUAGUGACUCUUUGCAGCAUCACCCAGGCAAUGACAGAAAUAUUGAACAUCGUGGCCCAAAUUCUUCAUGUUACUUUGUAGUGCGACAAUAAGUGAUCGAUUGCAUCACUGCUCCUCUUGCUCAUGCAACAACAAUCUAGUACUGAUAUUCUUUUUCUUUUUCCCCUCAAAUUGUCCAUAGUAAGGAUCCUCUACAAUGCAGCUGUCCAUACAAAGAACGCAUCUGUAAAGGGGCUUUGUUCCUCCAAACUACUUUCCAAAGAAGGAGUAUUUGUGGGCCUUAAUGCAUGAUAAGAAGUGCUGACCUUGAACCUCCUCAUUUUUAUGGAAUCCAUUUUAUGUUGUCCUUGUCAACACCGCCCAUUCUGGAACAGUACAAUAGAUUGAAGAAUGAUGAAGAGGACUCCAAUUUGUAAUUGUUUGCAGCUCAGAUAAAGGUGGUAGAGGUAAAGUCAAAUGGGAUGGUAUCUACUAGGAAAAUUAACAGACGCCAAUUAUUGAAAUCAAGUGGCCUUCGUCCACGAGAUAUCCGAAGUGUAGAUCCAUCGCUGUUUCUAACAAACUCGAUGCCUUGUUUGCUGGUUCGUGAGCAUGCUAUUCUUCUGAAUCUGGGCUCAUUGCGAGCAAUGGCAAUGCAUGAGUGUGUCCGUAUUUUUGACUAUAACAGUAAAGGAGGGAAGGCCUUCAUAGAAACCUUGCUGCCUCGGUUGAACCCCAAAAAUGGGCAUGGAGGACAAUGUAUGCCAUUUGAAAUUGAGGUUGUUGAAGCAGCAUUGCUUUCACGCGUACAGUUUUUGGAGCAGAGAUUAAUCAAUUUAGAACCUCGUGUACAAGCUCUCCUUGAUGUUUUGCCAAACCGAUUAACUGCUGACAUAUUGGAGCAGCUUCGCAUUAGCAAGCAAACAUUGGUUGAAUUGGGCUCGAGGGCUGGGGCUCUCCGACAAAUGUUGCUUGAUCUUUUAGAAGACCCUGAGGAAAUACGCCUUAUGUGUAUAAUGGGAAAAAACUGCACGCUUAAGAAAGGAAAUGAUGAAGUGGAAUGCUCUGUCCCCUUAGAGAAGCAGAUUGCUGAGGAAGAGGAGGAAGAAAUCGAGAUGCUUCUGGAAAAUUAUCUUCAAAGAUGUGAAUCUUGUCAUGGUCAGGCUGAAAGGCUUCUUGACUCUGCAAAAGAAAUGGAAGACUCAAUUGCUGUGAAUUUGAGUUCUCGGAGGCUUGAGGUUAGCAGAGUGGAGUUGCUUCUCCAGGUUGGGACAUUUUGUGUGGCAAUUGGGGCUCUAGUUGCUGGUAUUUUUGGCAUGAACUUGAGGUCCUAUCUAGAAGAACAUGUGUUUGCAUUUUGGCUAACAACAGCUGGGAUAAUUGUUGGUGGUGUUGUCGCAUUCUUUCUCAUGUACUCCUAUCUCAAGGCAAGGAAGAUACUGUAAGCCAAAAAUCCUUCCCAUGUGCAGCAAAUUGAUAAAAUCAUGCAUGCAAGAGCAUUCAGUUUGCCCAAUGACAGAGUGAAUUCCAACACUAUCCAGAUUCCCUAAGCUGAAUGAGGGAGGGGCCGUACUCUGAAUGGUAAGUGCAUGUGCAUUAUGAAGGUGAGACUAAAAUUAUUCUUGAAAUUAUUAUUGGCAUUUUGAGAAAAACUCUCCCCCAUGAGAAUGAUUGAUGCAAGUCUGGAAAGUAUAACCGACUUGCAAUUCUUGGUGAAUGAAAAUUUAUUGGGUAUUAAAUGGAAUAAACACCUGAAUUUAUUGGGUA